UAGAUGCUUAUACAAAUGUGGUUGUUCGCGUGCGAGGACACGGGCGAGGUCACCGGGAGUCCGUUACAGUCCGUCCAGCCCGACACCUCUUCUCCGAACUUAUUACGACAGAUGGCCGGCUCGGGAAGGCGGGAGCUCGGCCCGGAGAGAUCGACCUCCGAAAUGCGCCCGAGAUCGCAUUCUUUCGGCGGCGCGGGCGCAUUCCACUGCGCGCCGAGCUGCGCGCUGCGUCAGUCGACGCGCGCCCUUUUGGGGGUUAAGAUGUGUCCGUCGCGGUCGCUCAAAAUGUGGUCCCAGCCGCCUGUUCCCGAGCUCGAACCCUUCCGAGAGCGCGCGGCCACGGUCAGCGCCUGGUGCAAAGGCUGCUUCGGCAACCAAGUGGCGAAGAUGGUCCGCGAGCCGGAAUACGGCGUCCGCGUCGAUCCUACGUCCACCCGGCCGGCCGGCUUACGCGUGCGCGACGAACCCCAGUACCAAAACUUGGAGGAACUCCGCAAGCGUCCCGAGUACGCUAAUCUAGACGAGAUCAGUCGCGAGUUUGGCUAUCGCCUCUGCCCUGAAGGACAGAAUUUAGAGGAUGAGGCGAUCUAUGAAAACAUUUUGUCGGUGCGUCAGAUCCGAUCCGCGGAAGUGAGAUUAGUGCCGAUGUCUGAAGUGCCGUUUUAUGAAGGACAAGGAUAUGUGGCUACGCAGGUCCUGAGCAGGAAUGGGACUUUUCCGCAGUGUCCACCCCACACUUGGAGCCGGCUGCACCAUGCUGUCCGGCACACUGGAUCCUUGAGGGUCUUUACUGCGAAGAAGGAGAUGUACGAUGUGAAAAAGCAGAGGCUGUGCUUGGCUCAAGACGAGUACAAACAUUUGAACAAUGCCCUGUCUACGCUGGGUGCCUCUCGAACAAGCUUAUGUUCAUCCACAACUUCCGUGACGACGACGUCCACCACGUCACGUCACGAUCCGGACCUGCUCCGAUCAGAAGUGACGCAGGCAAGAGGCCGCGUUGCGCAGCUGAGGAAAGAGUUGAGGCAGGCGAGAGCUGAGGUAGCAUGCGCGAGGCGAGGCGUGGAUACGCUUGCUGAAGUGGAACAAAAGCUUAGCGCCCAACAAGGAUGCUACAACAUCACCGAAGCUCAGGCGAUCAUGACAGAGCUCAAAAACAUCCAAAAAUCCCUCACCUCAGGAGAGAAAGAGAGAGCAGACCUCAUGCAAUCCUUAGCCAAACUCAAGGAUGACUUGACGAGAUUACAACUCGGAGAUGCCUCUCCAGACCUUUCAACUUUAAGCCUUCCUCAAGAGAAACUUAGCACUGCCUCACAAACAGACUUAUGUGCAGACCUAGUACCAAUAGGUACACGGUUAGCAGAAAUGGCAAGAGUACGCUUACAAUAUGACGAAGCUAGAAAAAGAAUACAACAGAUCCAACAACAAUUAGCAGAUUUAGAGGACAAAGUCCAACCCGGUCAAGCGGAGUCUGACAAAGACCGCUUGCUAUUAUUCCAAGAGAAAGAACAGCUGCUUAGAGAACUUAGAAGUAUAACCCCUAGAACACGAUCCAAACAGGAAAUGACUGACAUACAAAUUGAGUGUAAAAGAUUAGAACAGGACUUGAAAAACGCCUUUGAGAUGUCAAAUAAGUGUAUAGCGGAUCGAUUGAGGCUACAUGAAGAAAAACAACUGUUGCUUCAACAACUAAAAGAUGCUUUAACGUCUAUGACGACUUUGGAAGGGCAGUUGAAGACUUUAUCAGCGAGCACACUGUCGGUUUCAAGUAGUUCGAGCCUCGGGUCUCUUUCUACGGCGAGUAGCAAAGGAUCUUUGAGCUCUGGAAUCAGUUUUACUGAUAUAUACGGGGGCUCACAGAUUGCUAGCUCAUUCCAAGCAGAUAAGCCUAUUGAUAUGGUUGACCUGCAUAGAAGAGUUGAGAGGUUACUCCGCGGAACAAGCUACACGGCCGAAAGCGCGACGCCCGGAGCCGGCAGCGGCUCCCAGCCCUCGCUGUCACCACGCAGCAGCCUGUCCUCCGCCAGCCCUCCGCCCCCUCCCCCGUCAUACAGCCAGGUGGAGAUGCAGAGGCGCCAACAGAGGGAGCUGGAGGAGAAGCUAGCGGAGAUGAGGAUAGGCGUCGCGGGACUUAAUGAGAUCACAGGCCUUGCGACAAUACCAGUACAACUGCAAGGCCCGGGUCGGCCUUGUGAGCCGCUGUCGCCAAUAUCAGAGACCCCGCCACCGCCGCUCUCGCCCAGGACUCCCUCAUCUAGUGGUACAAACACUAGAUCAGUGUCGGCAGCAGUAAGCGACGAGUCGGUGGCUGGAGAUUCUGGUGUGUUUGAGGCGGCGCAAGCAGGCGAUGCCAGCGCAGUGAACAGUACGCAAAUUGAGAUCAAAUUGCGCUACUGUAUUGAGGACAGCGCGCUGGAGAUCAGCAUAUUGCGGGCACGGAACCUCAACGCACUUUUCAUUGAUGUUGGCACUGAAGUUGCGGUGCUAGGUGCCUUAGUAAUCGGCGGUGGAACGUGCGGCAUCACGUUCAGCAGCGCGGCGCUGCCGUGGCGCGGCACCACGCUGGCGUGGCGGCACGCGGCGCGCGCCCGCGUGGCCGGCGCCCGCGCUCUGCGGGCGGCCACGCUGCAAGUCAAUCUCGUGUGCCGGGCUGAAUGCUUGGGUUGCGCCCAAGUGAGUCUAGCGGAUUUCGACCCCGACGCGGUGUCCCAGAAAUGGUACAACGUGUUGAGCUUCAGAUGUAUGAGGAGGGAUGAGAGCUCGGAUGAAUCUACGGUGAUAUCUUCGCAGACGUCUACUCUCACUAGGAAUAGAGGUCCAGAGAGUAUGACCGGUGCGGAGUGCAACGUGGAUUGCGGAGAGAACUCUGCCUCUGAAGAUGAGGAGUCUAGGGAACCACUUAAUCAGAUAGUGGAAGAGGAUUCCCUAGAAGACUACAUUCCCGAAAACGAACUAGCGUUAGAAGAAGAGUACCUACACCCGUCCACGGCCGAGAAAGAGACGAAUACUGAGUGCAACUUCUGCCCGGAGGGAGCGAGACAGCUGCAUAGGAGAAAAAGUCCACAAGUAAGCGCCACUCUGGAGGAGCCACUGGCCACGAUCAAGAGGUCUCAGACCUUCUCUCCGCAGCCUCAAAGCAUCGGAAAUAGACAGUAUAUUUGCAGACUGAACCGCUCCGAGUCGGACUCGUCCAUGGCGUCGCGCGCGCGCCGGCCCGCGCCGCCGCCCGCCGGCAUCCCCUUCGACCGCAGCGUGCGCGAGCGCCGCUCGCUCAGAUGGGGCCGCGUAGCGGGCGGCGCGGCGCGGCGCACGCGCACCCGCAGCGCGCGGACCUCGCUAGAUCUCGCACUGGAUCUCAGCGCGCAGCAUACCAAGCUCGCCGACCUGAGAACCGAGAUCGCCCACUUGAACCAGCUUAAGAAAAGACUAGAGGAGGCGUGCGCCCGCGGCGACCCCGCCAUCGCCAUGUGGGUGGCGGAGGACGAGGCGCUGCGCCGCCUGGUGGCGCCGGCCGAGCCGGGCCGCGCCGCCAAGCUGCUGCACCGCACGUGCCGCGAGAUCUACCGCCUGCGCAAGUCGCGCCAGGGCGGCCGCCGCCCCGACCUCGUCACCUUCAAAGAAAAAAUGGCUUUCUUCACCCGCCCAAAAUCGACCGUGCCGGUUCUAGACGGGGAGGCCGAAGAGAUCUCGGAAGACGAGUGGGAAGAAGAGCUCGAAGAACGCCGCACUCCCGACGGACGCUCCUCCAAGACCUCUUACGAACUUCGUCGAGACCAACGGUGCAAUGACGUCAGGGAAGAAAAAACGGAAACAACGGAAGAAGCGGCGAAAGACACUCAAGAAGUAGUCGAAUGCAAGAACCCCUGCCUGAAUCGGCUAGAAGCUGUCCAGGACCAGGAAAAGACUGAAGAAGAUAGGUAUGAAUUUGUUGUAGAUCGAGUUUUAGGUGUUCAAGUCUGAAUGUAUGGAUCGGUAAGUGUAAAUUGAUUUAGAAGGUCCAGAAUGGAUGUGUUUUUAAGAGUAUUCAAAUGGUUAUUUUAUGCAACGUGGCAAUAUGAAAUUAUUUUAUAAUGGAUUGUAUAGUUGCAUGAAAUAAUUAGUUGACCCUUGAGUUGUAGGAAAGAUCUUCGUAAGAAAGUUAGGGCACCAUAUAAAAAUAAUAAUAUUGCAAAUUUGUUCUGUGAUUAAUAUUGCCUAUUGAGAUUUCUGGAAUGAAGACUGACGAAAGAUAAGCUAUUAUGUAUUAUUAUUGGAAAUCUGGUUAUAGAUGCGUUCGUCCAUAUGAAAAAUGGCGUUAAGUUUGCUCUAGAAUGCAUUAUAAUGCCUUUCGCCACAAGGACGGACGGACACUAAAUAGUAUCGUGCAAAGUAGAGUGCCAUACAGAUGAAUCUUGAAGAAAAUAUGUAUGUAUAAUUUCUAUACAUUUAGAUUCAAUUGGUAUAAAAGGAAAUAAGUUAAUGUCUUUUACACCAAUGGAGUAUAAUCGUAUGUAUAUUAAAAUGGACCUUAUGUAUUGUACAAAAACGUGCCUUAUUAUUGGUGCCUUGGGAGACUUGUGCCAUAGAAAGGCAUUGUGGGGGUACAAAUAGUUGUAUGGAGAGUCACAAAAUAUAUGCCAAACAUUUUAAUGUAAUGUAAUUAGACGGUAUACGGCGGUUAUGCGACUAUUUCAUUUUGUAAAUACGUAAUGUCUUGAAGCGAUGGCCCACCGAAAUAGUUUGCUAUUGAAUGAUAUAGGUAGUUUUCCACCGAAAUAUACGGAGUGAAUAAAUGGAAGUAGGUUAUUAGCGCUUGCGUGACAGAUCCUUACAUUUAUUGCACUCAAAUUGCGUAUAACAAACGAAUAUUCCCGAAAUUAUAGGAGUUUUAUAGCAUGCGUGCGUUGAUAACCUACUUCUAUGUUCACUAUGUAAUAUGAUUUGAAAGGCCAAAAAUGCUUUUGUAAAUACAGGCUGCAUAUUUGUUAACAUUUCGCUUCUCUUACAGCAGUGAGAAGUUUGGACAAAAACGUAUCAUUUUCAAGAAUACAUUUCAUAAACGAGGAACAUUUUAAUCGUAUUUUCCAAUCUAUGUUUACACAAUGUUUUUUUUUUGUGUCAAGAGAAGCGAUUUGUGUUUGGAACUUGCCGAGUGGACGCGUUUCUACGUGCAAUAUUGAACGUAAAUUUUAUAUUUUAUUUAAUUCCACUUCUUUGUUUUAUACUGAGAUCUGACUCACACGGCGUUUUUAUUUAAAUUAAAUUUUAAACGUGAAAUUGAAACGUAGAUUAUUGUAAUUUAUCAAUUAGGUAACUUACUUUUAUUUGUAAAUUUUGUAUUAUAGUAGUUAUUAUUUUGUAAAUAGUCUGAGAGUAAAUACUUCAAGAAUUUGCAUAUCUGUAUUUAGUGGUUUAUGAAAUAUAAUUUUAAUUGUUAGCAAUAUUAUUCGAUGUUAAGUAUUUUUUAUAACAUUAGUCUACUAGAUCUAGUAGUAAUGUAAUUAUUACAUUUUUGUAAAAAAUGUAUAUUUUAUAUAAACAUUUACGCGGAGUUUUAUACAUACUUUUGUAUUUGUUACGCAGGUGAAUUUGGAUUUGCCAAAUUAACAUAAUUAAGUCUUGUUUUAAUUCUUCCAUUACAGAAAGGGUUGAUCAUAUUUUGUAGAAGCUGACUCAGGUCGAUAUCGGAAGUGAAAAUAUAAAUGAUAAAUUAAU
Molecule: messenger RNA, 5691 nt
Organism: Cydia pomonella (codling moth)
Lineage: Eukaryota; Metazoa; Arthropoda; Insecta; Lepidoptera; Tortricidae
Gene: kibra
Product: protein kibra
Exons: 17
Coding region: 4-3957 (1317 amino acids)
Biological process (GO): regulation of hippo signaling; negative regulation of organ growth; cell migration
Cellular component (GO): cytoplasm
Molecular function (GO): molecular adaptor activity; kinase binding
Source: RefSeq, a predicted model, not a curated record